GGAGAGGAGAGGACGGACGGAAAUGGAGAUAUGGAAGGAUUUGAUACGGGAGGAGUGAGAGGAGAGGAGAGGAGCAGAUCUGACGCAAGAGAACAGGAGCAAGCAAGAGAGGAGCAAGGGGAGAGCAGCAAGGAUCGUUGUGCAAGUGUGGGAUCGAGAGGGGAUUGAAGCUAGCGAGGAGAACAAACCAGGAGGAACACAGCAGGUUGGUGGCAGCAAGGGCGUAUCAGCGACAGGGGGGAGACGAGAGGAAAGAUGACAAGGUGAAGAUGGGAUCUGGAGGUAUAGAUCUAUCGCGGAACGCGACCAACGGGGUAUUGUUUGUCGGCUUCAAUCAGGAUCAGAGCUGCUUCGCUGUCGGGUUUUCCGAUGGCUUCAAGAUCUUCAACUGCAACCCCUUCAAGGAGACGAUCUCUCGCAAGCUUGACUGCGGGAUCCGAUACAUCGAGAUGCUCUUCCGAUGCAACAUCCUCGCGCUUGUCGGUACGCAGGAGGACGGUAAGUUCCCUCCCAACAAAGUGAUCAUCUGGGACGACCAGCGCCGCAAGGACAUUGGAGAGCUGAGUUUCCGCCAUGAAGUCAAGGCUGUUCGGCUUCGACGAGACAAGGUCGUUGUGAUCCUGGAGUUCAAAGUUCUCGUCUACAAGUUCUCCGACCUCUCUCCCAUCCUCGAGGUCGACACCGUCUCCAACCCCAAGGGCAUCUGCGCUCUCUGCCCCAGCCCCAACAACACGGUCCUGGCAUGCCCUGGCAGCCAUCGAGGGCACGUGCGGCUGGAGCUGAUGGAGAUGCACAAGACGUUCAACGUGCAGGCGCACAACUCUCCCCUUGGCUGUAUGGCUCUCACGCUCGACGGGUCUCGACUAGCCACGGCCUCUGAGCGAGGAACCAUCAUUCGGGUCUUCGACACGCUUAGCGGGAAGCAGCUGCAGGAGGUGAGGAGGGGAGCAAGCGCGGCUGAGAUCAGCUCGCUCGCGUUCGACCACAAGUGCUCCCUCCUCUCUUGCUCCAGCGUUAGGGGAACCGUCCAUGUCUUCACUCUGGUAGACGCCCCAUCAGCACCGACGUCAUCGGAGAACAGCUCGGAGGAACGAGCCGGAGCUGCUCACCAGACCAACAACUGCCGAUCAAGCCUGUCUUUCAUGGGCAGCAUGGUGACUUACUUCAACUCCGAGUGGAGCUUUGCAAAGUUUCGUCUCCCUAUAGGAGACGGGCACACCAUCUGCUCGUUUGCGUCGGAAAAGAACUCCAUCCUAGUCGUGACGGCCACCGGCCAUCUCUACAUGUGUGAGUUCAAACCCGAGGGUCCUCCAGGGCAGGAGUGCGAGGCUACGUGGAGCCGCUCGUUCUUAUCCUCUGCUGAGAGGGAAUGA
Messenger RNA from Guillardia theta CCMP2712, 1373 nucleotides. RefSeq lists its product as hypothetical. Bases 270 to 1373 code for a protein of 367 amino acids. Gene Ontology annotation, molecular function: protein binding; phosphatidylinositol-3,5-bisphosphate binding; phosphatidylinositol-3-phosphate binding. Gene Ontology annotation, biological process: protein localization to phagophore assembly site; nucleophagy; protein lipidation. NCBI's taxonomy places the organism in Eukaryota, Cryptophyceae, Pyrenomonadales, Geminigeraceae. The transcript is spliced from 5 exons. The record is from RefSeq and is a predicted model, not a curated record. Gene Ontology annotation, cellular component: cytosol; extrinsic component of membrane; phagophore assembly site membrane.